Molecule: messenger RNA, 3743 nt
Organism: Salvelinus namaycush (lake trout)
Lineage: Eukaryota; Metazoa; Chordata; Actinopteri; Salmoniformes; Salmonidae
Gene: cenatac
Product: centrosomal AT-AC splicing factor
Exons: 11
Coding region: 292-1344 (350 amino acids)
Source: RefSeq, a predicted model, not a curated record
UGAUACAACGGUCUAAAUUAGCAUUUUGUGUACACACUAGUUCUUACUAAAGCUAUUGUAACUAGAUAUUUUAGUAAGAGCAUGGUGUGCAAUUAAACCUUAUCGAUCAAUGUAUGAUAAAUAGACGCAAUAUCUUGCACGAGACAGUGCAGGGAGAACUCGGUUAGCAAAUAAGCUACGGUAACGUAAUCUAGCUAGCCAGCCAGAUAAACAACCCUGCAUCAUCAGAUCAAUGCAUAUUUUGGGGAUGGAGUUGGUCUAACGUCUAGAAAACAAAGGGACGUGUCGAAAAUGGGUGCAUUUUACUGUGCGAUAUGUAGGCAAACAUCUUUCUCCGGAAAAGCACACAUCUUCGGGAAAAGUCACCAGAGCAAACUCAAAGUGGUCCUUGUUAAAUUCCUUGAGAAGGUGAAAGAAGCGCGUCGAACGAUAAAAAAUCCCCAGGUGGAGAGGUUCGAUUGCACUCAGCACAAACGCAAAUGUUGGUGUUACUGCUGCGGCCUCGAGGUGGAGAGAGACGUCACUGAUGGCGACAUCACUGUGUUGUUCGGGGGCUUGUUGGAACACAUGGCCAGGCCUGACCACAGGAAAAGCACCCACACAUUCUGGUGGGAGAACAAAGCUGACCCCAAACUGAGGGACAAGUUUAUAAUCACAGAAAAUGAAAUGGAGAGAUUUAAAACAGAGGUGGCAAAAGCUUUAGGCUCAUUUGAGGAGAAGGAGGAUGAGCUUAUCAAGCAGCAAGCCACUCAUAUCCGAGCUCAGGAACAGCAUCGCCAGGAGGUCCUUCAGUCUCUCAUAGAGCCUAAGGCAGCGCUGGAGCUAUCGAACACAGAGGGCCCUUGCAACUCAGUGGACGAGGCUUCCAGUAGCUCUCACUUCAGGGCCCCUGGAUCCGAUGAGCAGGCCAGGUCUGGUCGGGUUGACCAAAUGGUGGCCAGGCAGUGGGCGGGCCCUGGACAGGGCCUGACCUUCAUUGGCUACCAGGAUUCUUCCAACAGUGGAAAUAUUCACACAGGAGCCAUCCCUCCAUGGUUACAGGAGGACUCCCAGGAGGGCAGGUCUGGGACAAUGGAGCAGGAGAUCGGUCCAUCACUCCAGGACUUCCUCAAACAGAAGGAGCAGGAGAAGCUGAAGAAACUCCCCCCUAACCGGGUGGGGGCCAACUUUGACCAUAGCUCCCAGACCGAUGCCAACUGGCUGCCCUCUUUUGGCCGGGUGUGGAACAGUGGACGCCGCUGGCAAUCCAGGCACCAGUUCAGAGAGGAAGAGGGACAGACCAACAGACAAAAGAGAAAGCGGGAUCAGGGAACAAAGAAACCCAAACUGCCUGAACAACAGUGACUAUAGUAUGCAUUGUACAUAGAAAUGUUACAGAACAAAGCAGUUAAAAAAAACAUGACAUUUGUUUGGAAACCAUGAAAAGCCUUUAUUUCAGGAUAUAAUGAACUAGGCUCAAUUGUAAAUUACCUUUAAAUGUCAAGCUCACUAUGCACGUUUCAGAUUUGAUUCCCGGCCAAUGUUUUUGGCACUUGUUUUGAAAUAAAAUAAUGAACUGGACUACAGCCACGCUCCUGUCUCUCACAUAUCUAUUGGAAUGUGGGGAGCGGCAUUAGCCGUUAAUUGGCGCUGGGUCUAUGAAAUACUGUCCUAGUGUCCAAUGUAAAGCGUGCUUCCAGACUGGAACCCUGGGGCCUUAGCACCGACCCUGGUCCACUUGUCGGUCUUUGCACUUUAUUUCAUUAGAUGGCGUUCGCCAUCCUCAAUCUUUGGGUUCAGGGGUUAUUAACCGGUCUGAACAUUAAUGAAAUAAAGUGCAAAGACUGACAAGUGGCCUAGGGUCAGUGCUAAGACCCCAGUCUGGAAGCACGCUUUCCACUGAACCCAGGACACUCUCGGUAUUGCAUUUUAGCUGAAGUCAAGUUCAAAAAGAUGGCCGCGUAGAAGUCAAAUAUGAAAAUUGCAAAUAAACUUGUCAUCACCAUUGUACAAAAAACAUCCAUUAAAUUAUUCAAGUAAUUUUUUUUAGUCACUCACAGCCAAAGAUACAUUUUAUAUUCAUCCACUGUCUAUAAUAUUUCUGGAUGAUGUGAUGAUGCCGUAAGUGCGCAAGUGUAAUUGGCUCUCUAUAAAACGGCAUGUGUGAACAUUACAAUGGACGCUGUCUCUAGUUCAAACAUUCACCUCAAUGGUCAGUACCACCGCCCCCCUAAACCAGGGAUCAUCAACUACAUUUUAUGUUGAGCAAUGGUCAGGGGGCCGGAACAUAAGCCCAAACAAAUAUUUCACAUGUGUAUAUGAUCACAUAUCUCUGCGCGUGGGAAUACUGUGUUUUCAGUCUUAUGUCCAACAAUAAAUAAUAUUUAGUUUUGCUCAAACUUGGGAGGGCCAAAUAAAAUCGGCAGUUGGGGAACCCUGCACUAAACAUUCUCCUCUCUGAGGUCUGGUGAGUGUUUUCUGGGUGGCAGUGUUUGCACCCGCAGUCCUUUAUAUCCCCUGCACUCUGGGCAGAUGCGGACGUGAGUGCAGCCCCGUGGACCCAAAAUGGCUUCCUGUGCCAGUCUAUGAGACCGUGACUCCAUAGGACCGCUGCUACUGUUGUCCAUCCCGCACACCAUGCCGUUACUGAGGGUGCAAGUGGCUGUCUUGGUCCCGCCAUGCUCCUCUGGGAGUGAAGUGUGUGUUUGUAGUAAUAUCCCUGGGCCUGGUAAACCAUGCAGUGCCAUACUGUCCUCGCACAGCAGGAUCCCAUGGAGAGCCCUCAGCAUCUCUGUACACAUGGACAACUAGAACAGAAAGGGCAGAACCAUAAGUCCAACUUUUGCACAGUCAUCUUUUGAAAGAGAGGAGAUGGAUUGCUGGUUAUCAGUGCUUUGGUUUAAAGCUUUUUUUCCCUCCGCUUUACAUUCUUCGUGAGGUCUAGGUAAAAAUUGGUUUAUUUAACUUCAGAUGUGAAACUUUACAUACUGAAGAACAAACGCAUAAAUGUAUGCAAAUUGUAAAGUAUUUUUGUUUGUAAUGUCUUUCGUUAUGUGACGUGCAGCUUUUACCAUGAAUACGAUCUCUGCGAACACCAGGGAAAAUGCCUUUAAAAGAUGUGUUGUUGGCUGUAUAGUGUGCUGCUCUAUAACGCUCCUAGGGUUUAAUCACGGCCUGAGUGAAGAUUGACUUAAGUGGGAGUUAGGAUUUGACCCUAAGAGGGCAGCUGGCUACUAAGCUGGGAGAGCAGCUACAGAUGACCCCUCACCUCUGACCUCGGAGAGUGUUGCUGCACCCAGACAAACUCCAGCCCCGCCAUGAACACAGCCAGCAGUAGACCAGACAACAGGACAACAAAGACCCCACCUAUAUUCUCCAUGCCCAGCCCUACCACAGAGAGAAAGAGAAACAAAAGAGAUCUUAGUGGUCUAAUGGUGACAAACUUCUAUAAAUUAGGCCGGGAUUCAAUCCAAUCGCGGGUUAAAGACAUUGCGGCUUUUAAAGGCUAUUUCUAAUUGAGCCAGCAUAUGCAGCGUUUACCGUGAAUGGAAGCUCAGCAAACACAGGAACAUGGCCUUUAAAAGCUGCAAUGCCUAUGACCGGCGAUCAGAUUGAAUCCCAUCCUUACUCUCUUGACAUUGAUGUGCAUCACCAUCGCUUUAUAUAGUUGUUGAAUGCUGGGAGAUUUUCCCCACAGUGUCGUCUUCUGUUGUGUACUAUGAUAAAUAAAUAGUUGACUUUAAGUCAGCAGAUUGUGGUUCCAA